This is a messenger RNA of Podarcis lilfordi (Lilford's wall lizard), 9769 nucleotides long. Lineage: Eukaryota; Metazoa; Chordata; Lepidosauria; Squamata; Lacertidae. The record is from the annotation of a GenBank genome assembly.
AUGCUCGCAGGUGUCUGGGGAGUGCUUGUAAAGGCCUCAUGAGCCAUAGGAGCUGCUCAGCUUGUGCAUUUGUUACAUCUAAAGUAGCAAUUAAGAGAGAGUUUGGAUUUGAUAUCCUGCUUUAUCACUACCCGAAGGAGUCUCAAAGCGGCUAACAUUCUCCUUUCCCUUCCUCCCCCACAACAAACACUCUGUGAGGUGAGGGGGCUGAGAGACUUCAAAGAAGUGUGACUGGCCCAGCAGCUGCAUGUGGAGGAGCAGAGAUGCGAACCCAGUUCCCCAGAUUGCGAGUCUAUCGCUCUUAACCACUAUAUCACACUGGCCAUAUCCAUCCCUUACUGACUGUCUCAGGCAUUAAGCUCUGCAGUGGGAGCUUAGUUGGUAGUUGCAUCACCCUCAGAAGGGCAAAGAAUAGCAGCCCAACGAGGACGUCCUCCAUGACAGCCCCUAUAUUGUGGAAUUCCCCCUUAUUGGAGGGGCAUCUAGCAGCUUCAGGAUACAGUUUUUGGCACAUGCUUAAGAUGAACCGUUUAAAAAUUAAUAUAUUUUUUUUCAUGACCCACCUGAAUUUAUGUUGUUGUGUUCCAUCCUGGAACGGUAUUGUGUGUUUUAAAAUUGCAGUGAUUUUUAUCCAUUUUAAAAUCGCAUUUUGUGUUUGCUGUCACCCACCCUGGCAAUGUGGGGAUAAUAAAGCUUAUCAAGCAAUCAUAUGCUUACAUUACUUAGACCAGGGAUCUAAGCGGCCAUGGACACAAAUAAUGCCAACUGUGUCCCUAUAUCUGCUCUGGCAACACUCAUUACAGGACCUGACCAUGUCGCCCAUAGCAUCAGGGGGUUCGUUUGUUCACAGAUCACCCCCAAAAGAGGAAAUAUAUCACCAGGACAAAUGAGGACACAAAUCGGCAGAAAUAUGGCACGCACCAAUUUAUAUGUACAGCUGCAAACUUAGAAAUCAUGGCUAUCAAUUAAGUAGAGUCACAAUGUGUCCUUUGCAGUGAGUAAGACCAGGUGAUCUGUGUGCCUGCUCAGUCUGAAACUUCAAGGUCUUUACUGCAUCUCCCCCUUUUGAUGGUUCUUUAUCUCUAAACCAGACUUGGGUUGGGCAGUCCUUCAAAUAGACGGCACCUUCAAAUGGAGGACCGUCUGCUGAAAAGUAGGACACCUGGACACCCUUGCCAUAGGCUAUGGCUCUAGUCUCUCUUUCCCUUAGUAAUGUCUACCAUUACAGAACAUGUGGUGUGGCAUGGGACCACCAUGGAGAGAAUUUCCUGGCCAUACUUAAUUAAGCAAGGUUGAGAUAUGGCAUCACAUGUUUUCAGUUUUGACAUCAUCGAUGGGAGCCAAGCUUGAUCCCCAUUCACAAGCUGCUCCAUCACACGCACACCACUAAAACACAGGGCCGGCUGGUGCCUGUGGGGUCUAGUAGGGAAGAAGGCAAGGAGACCGACAUUAGUUGGCGCCAGAACCAAUGACAGCCAGAGCCAACUCACUCUAAUUUUGCUCCCAUUUUUCUGCCUGCUAAGUUGUACAAGGGUAAAACUGAGCUUGAGGGGGAGGAAGCUGACAGGCAGUUCCACCCACCUGGACUGGUUGCAAAUACAAAGGUAGACAGGCAGGGAAUGGCUGAGGGCACACUGAGAUUGGCAGGGCAGUGGCCCAUUUACCCAACUGGACCAGCCUCCACUGCAAAGCUGUCAUAUUGAGAGUUGGGUCGGGGGGGGCUGAGGAGGGAGUGUGGCCUGGAAAGAGUCCCCAGGGGCAUAUAAGGAGGCCUGGAGGGUCAAAACUGGGCCGCUGACUCCCACCCCUACUCUUGUGGAGAGAGGUUCUUCUGAGAGCCAGGUGGGUGAAGAAGGUUCUAUGGCAGUUACAGACAUUUGGAACCUGGUUAGGAGAUUCCAGAAAGCUGAGCUGAGCUGGGGAUGUUCUACGGAAGAAGGGGUGCGUCCCACUGAGCUUGUUGCUGUGGCCAGAGGAACUGCUGACCCCAGAGGGUGAAAGCAAGCAUCUAAAAAGCAAGCCUGAGUCACGUACAUGGGAAACAGAGGACUGGUAAGUGGAGAGGAACCAGAAAAAUAGCCACAGAGGGAAACAGAUGUGUGACAAGGAUAGAUACUAUUUUAGAAUAGCCCUCCUCUACAUUGGUCGCCAAUGUGGUGCCCAUGGGCACACGUGUACCCAUAGAGGUCUUCCCAGGUACCCCUACAGUAGGGAUUACCAGCUGCCACAGGUGGGGAAAGGUAAAUAUUGUCUCAAAAAUCCACUAUGCAUGAGAAUUGGCUUCAGGAUGUGAUGUCAGAGCGAGGGCAGGAGAAGGAAGUCCUUGCUCUGCCUUCAUUCUGGACUCAUCAUCUGCACAGGAAGAAAAGCUUUGGCCUCUGCUCUGUUUUUAUCCAGUGCUAAAAUUUCUCCACUGAAAGCUGAACCCAAGUUGCCUUUGGUUGUGUCUCUUGACAGUGCCUCUGCUGUGUUUGUGACUCUUUCCCACCACUUAAAGAUGCAUUUUUCGAGGAAAAGUAAGUAUGAACAGCACAAAAGAUUUUGACGGAGACAUCUCCAUUUAUUUAAUGUGCCUACUAUUUAAUAUGAGUUAGAUACAGAAGUGUAGAAAGAAAUAGAUCUUAUGAUAAAAUAAUAAUAAUUUUAUUAUUUAUACCCCACUCAUCUGCCUGGGUUUCCCCAGCCACUCUGGGCAGCUUCCAGCACAUAAAAAAACAUAAUUAAAAAGCUAAACAUUAAAAACUUCCCAAUACAGGGCUGCCUUCAGAUGUCUUCUAAAAGUUGUGUAGCUCUUUAUCUCCUUGACAUUUGAUGGGAGGGUGCUCCCUGGGCAGAGUGCCACUGUCUGUCUGUCUGUCUGUCUGUCUGUCUAUCCUAUCUCUAUGACUUCAUCUGCGUUAUACAUUUAAAGCAGUGCCAUGACACUUUAAACAGCAAUGGCUCCCCCCCCCCAAAGAACCCUGGGAAGUAGCACCUUAUGUAUGCAUAGCAGAUAUCCUGCCAUUAAUCUACAGCCCGUCCUUGAGUGCUUUUGCCUGGCUGGAAUGUGCUCUUCAGCUGGGACCAUGCCUCUUAUUUGUCUGGAGAGAGGCGAAUGGCCUUUGUAUAUAUGCAAACCACUGACUCUUGGGUGACUGCAGCGCAGCCUCCUAUAAAGAGUUAAGUACAAUACCUGUUGCUUUGCCUACUUUUGCCUCAGUUCCUGUCCACCUUUGCUACGUGGUCCCUGGAGAAUUGUCUAUGGGGAAAUGAGGCUCUUGUUGUAGGCCCCCUUGAGCUUGGAGGAAAGCUUGGUGGGAAACAGCAGGAGGAAGCAGCCCAUAUAGCAGUUUCAGCCCCUCACCAGCAGCAACCUGAGGCCAGAGCAAUGGAACAGAAAUGAACAGAUGGUCAGGGGCUAUAUCUGGGAGCUCUUGGAGGAAACUGAUUUUCUAGAUCUAUUUCAGUCGAGAUUUAGGCCUGGUUUAGACACAGAAACUGCUUUGUUUGCCCUUUACGAUAAACUCUCUUGGGAGAAAGACAGGGGAGAUGUGUUCCUGUUAAUUAUCAUCAAACCUCUCAAUGGCUUUUGGAGCAACUGUCUGAGUUAGGCCUGGGAGCCACUGCUUGGUGGUGGUUCUAGUCUUACUUGAGUGGUCAUUUUCAGAGGGUGAUGCUUGGGGAGAGCUGUUCAGCCCCAUAGAGCCUUCAAUUUGGGCUUCUUCGGGGUUUGAUUUUAUUCCCCUAUGCUCUUUAACAUCUAUAUGAAACUGCUAAGUGGGGUCAUCUGGAGGUAUGGAGUAUGCUGAUGACACACAGCUCUGCUUAUCCUUUACAUCUGCAGGUACUUGGACCCUUGUCUUGCCUUGGUAAUGGACUGGAUGAGAGCCAAUAAACUGAAGCUCAAUCCAGAUAAGACUGAGGCACCAUUACUGGGUGGUUCCCUAGACCAGAUGAAUGGGAAGUCGCUUGCUCUUGAUAGGGUUACACUCCCUGUGAAGGAUCGGGUUUGCAGUUUGGAUCCUUUGCUCAAGCAUGCUGGUUAUAUGAGGCUGGUGACCCAACAGAUUUAUUUAUUUAUUUAUUAGUUCGAUUUAUAUUUACAAAUUCCAGAGCAGUUCACAAGUCACACUGUCAAAAAUAGAACAUCAUCAUCGUCAUCAUAUGAGCAGACCUUUCCAGAGAGGAUGCAAGACUCUUCUUUUCCAUAAUGAAGGUGCCUGGUGCCUAACAUCCUAGCAUAGGAUUCUAUGCUGGCAUUGGAUGUUAGCACACUAUUUAGAAUACUGCUGCCUGCUUGUGUUUUUGAUGUGGAUGUUUGGAAUUUAAUGUUUUCACGAACCACGUUUUAUGGAUGCUGGUGUUUCUGGCUUGUUAGACGGGGGUUAAAACAUCUCACUUCCAUCACCCCUUCCCAUCCCACCUCCCGGCAGAAGUCCACCUUUCUGAAGAUAGCCAUUUGUCCUUCCGGUACAAGUUCUUCAUCAGAAUAUUCAGCUGCGUUGGCCUGGUCGGUUUGUUUAUCAGUCUUCUCUCUCCGUCCUGGAUUGAGAUCUUCCACAAGGAUUUCGUCACCAAUUUGGGCCUCUGGAACAUAUGCAUAAACAGAAGAUGCAAGAGAAUUAGGCUGAACUCAAGUAAGGCAGCCCCCUUCCCUCCCUGCCUCCCUCCAUCUUUCCCCACCCCGGCAGUGCACCUGGGGGUUGGUCUUUGAAUUUCGGCAACCCAUGUCAAGGAUUGGGGAAAUGUGUUGCCAGGUCCGACCCUACCAGUGAAUGGCAAGGGAGGAGGUGGAGUGGGAAAGUGAUGUAGGGUGGAGCUAUGGGUGCUCCUGCACCCCCUAAGUCAGGGUGGUCCACUAUGCAGUCCUAAAGGCCUGUUUUGGCAGGCCGGCAAAAGCUUAGUUUACCGGCACCAACUAUAAACGGCCUUGGGUGCCUGAGCACCGUGGGGUGUCCAAUGCGACUUCCGGUGCCUUGCAAAGCACCAAAUGUCACAUCUGAGGCCUCAUGGGUGUCAGGAAUGUGCCCCCCCCCCGAGCGCAGCGGAAGAGUCAGCCUCAGAAAUUGAGCUGAGUGAGCAAGGGGCUGCCUCUGGGGAUGAGAGCUGUCUGUCAGAGUUAGAGAAGACAGCCUGCCCCCACCCCUUCCAGAGAACAAGCUGUUAGCUCCCAAAGAGAGGAAGAGCUGGAAGUCGGCCCAAGUGUUGCCAGGCAACCAGCAGAUAAGCCAGAGUCGGAGGCUGCGUCUUCUGGGGAAGAGAUAGGCCGGUCGUGCAGUCCCCAUAUGAGGAGGUUGGAAAGAAUCAGAGAGCAACAGAAGGGAAGGAGAAGAAAGGCGGGAUUUUGGCAUCCUUCCUUUUGGGGGAGAGACGAUGAGUCAGACUGAGCAACUAAGGUUAAUGAGAGCAGGCAGAACGCCAUGCUCUGGAUGUGUUUUUCUUGUAAAUAAACUGACGAAGAGUCCUUACUGCUUAACAGGCUGCUUGCCUGCCAGAUAUCAUUAUAAUGGGGGCCCCAGGUGCUGCUGCAGCGCAUGCAACGUGACGCAAGUUGAUGCCCUUGGCUUAGUGUUUUCCCCACUUUGGGAACAAGGUGGGAGGUCUCUAGGACCCUGCCAGUGUCUCCCACUUCCUUCCCAAAGCCUGGUACCACAAUUAGUCCACCCGCCGUGUGACACGGCAGUGUGUGGCCUGCAGGUCUGAAGUACCCUUGUGGCCCACUUGGUAUGAAAAGUUGGACCGCUCUGCCCUAAGGGGUAGUGAGGAACACUUUCCUAUUACCAGUGUUGAAGGAAGAUUGAGGUGCCUGCCUGAUUGGCACACAGGAGCGGGAUGCCAUCUUGUCCUUUGCCUCAGGUAGCAAAAUUUCUUGGGCCAACACCAUUGUCAGGGAGUGGCUGGAAGAUGAGGAGUGGUUGGAGGCUUCAGCCAGGGAAUUCCCAAGGGAAACUCCAGAGGAGUGCUCAGAGCCAGGAGGUUAGUGGUGGAACACUGGGGAAAGGUCAGAGGGAGGGAACUGGGAGAAGGGGCUGGAUGCUGAGGGGGGCAACAGGGUUUAGUGAGCAGGGAGAGCCUGUGACAAGCAGAAGUUCAGACUCCAAGGCUGAAGCAGAGGAGGGGGGUCCAGAGGCUGCUGAAGAAUCCCAGGAAUUGCCGUCUCCUGCUGCAGCAAGCCCCUAUCCCCCCCUGGUCUCCAAGAACAUGCAGAAUAAUGAGAGCAAAACAGUGGCCAGAGGUGUGCAGACACAGUUUGAGACAGCUUGGGAAACAUCUGGGAAAAGAGGAGCCUUAGAAAGGGUGAAAGGCAGGGCCCUUCAACCCUGGCAACUGUCCAUAGAGGCAAGACCUGCUGGAAAGGGUUGAUGAGUUGUCUGCCGUUUCCUUGAAUAAAGAGUUAACUUCACUGACAAUUGACUCUGCCUCUUCCUGCUGAUGUGCUUGGCUGACUCCAGCCCUGGCACCUGUGUACUUGCACAAUCUCCCUUAAAAAAUGCUUUUCUGUGCUCAUUCUUUGGUUGCAGAACUGUGCUGCAAAAUUCACAGGAGUGGGGAGUGUAAAGGACAGCUGUGUUUCAGAUUCCACGCUGGCUUGAGGAGUGUGCGUGAGGGAGCUCCUCAUUAAGAUGCAAAUAAAUUUGAAUGACCCCCCUGUUCCCUACUGUUCUGUAAUGCUAAGAACCGAUUCUCUCGCACAUCUGUCUUUCAGCAUCACUCACCUUUGAUUCUCCCCAGACAUCCUCCUUGUCACCAGAAUCUUGAUGUCAAUCAGCACAUUCUUGGGCUUGGUGGCAGCUGCCUGCUCAUUGCUGUCCAGCACCAGCUUAAGGCUAUCCAGGUGGCCAGCUGUCACCAAUUUAUGCACAGGUACCGCUCUCUCUGCAAGGCUGAUUAUUUGCCUUUAGCAUUUGUGUAAUACUUCAGUUCUACUAUGCCCACGUUGCAUUAUUGUGAUCUUUACAGCUCCCCUGUUAAGUAAGUGAGCAUUAUUCAGUGCUGGGAUGACUCUCCCAGUUUUAUUGCCUCGUAAUUGCUGCACUCCCCAUAGCCUUGGAUGUGAUAGGGCUAAUGUCUCAGGGCCAUUGGUUCCAGCCUCACAUUGGACAAAAUAUUCCUUCAUUGCAGAGGGUUGGAUUAGAUGCCCCUCGUGGUCCCUUCCAAUUCUACAAUUCCAUGAUUCUAUGUUUUAUUUCCCAGUUUAUAUAACACCCAAGUAAGGCUUUAGAGUUUCACCAGCCUCUUCAGCAGGCAAAGAGGGGAGGAAAAGUUGCAAACGUCUAGCUUGUUCGCAGCUUGACUCCCCUUACUUGAUCUGCUAGUGAGAGUGUAAGUAGGAUGUUGCAGUUAGGCUAUUAGGAAAUUUAAUAGGAUAUUAGCAGACAGAGGGAAAGCAAAGAAUUAUUGUAGAGGAAACAAGGAGAUAGAGAACUUUUUUCAGUUCAAAGGCCACUGAGGUCCAAAGUAUUGCUGGGAGGGCAGGUAAGCCUUGGCUGCAAAAUCAAUCACAAGACAUAUAUACACACAUCAUUUGAAUGGCAAUGGCUACCAACUUAUUUUCGGGGGGACUGUCCCCCUCCUAUAUUUUAUGGGAGGGGGAAAGGGACCACAGCUCCUAUGCUUCUGGGCAGUCUUCCAGGAACCCUAUGCCAGUGGUGGGCACUGCCCUCUGGUGUCACAUUUCAAUGACGCAUUAUGAACGUUAAAGGCAGAACGUAAUGUGUCUGUCUGCAUUAUGAAACCCAUUCCUUAACGCUUCCUUAGCGUUAUAAACCAUGAGUGUAGAUCCGCCCUCACAAUUCUCUAUCCUCCAGCCAGACAAGCAAGAAGCACGGUCAGAGUUCAAAAAUGUAUUCCAGACAGGCAAUUGCAUUCAAGGAGGGUGCGAAGCAGCGUUAGUAAGUGGUGUCCUGGGGAGGGGGCAGAUGGAGAGGCCUAGAGGGAUGCUGUUGGCUUCCAGGCCUGGGGUUCCCCUUCUUGUUUGAGUGAAAUGUUAAAUGUGGGCCGAGGAUCUUCGGUGCACUGAAUAGCAUACUGCAGGCUACAGCAACUCCCUGCAGGAGAAGGGUUUUUGUCAGGGCUUUCUGCUGAGUGCUCUCUUUUCGUACCCACAGGAAUCAUUUCCCUGGUCACCAUGGUGUUGUACGGCACGUCAAUCUCACCCAACAGCACCUUGGGCAGUCCAAUCCCUCAUACGACCUCUCCAAAGUAUCUCUCCUGGUCCUUUGGGAUAGGCUGCUUGGCCAGCUUCCUGUUCCUGACAAACAGUGAGUUUUCCUUUUGCGCCCUGAUAUACGGUGGAUGCAGAAAGGAGGAGGGAGACAGAGGGGAGGGAGAGGAGAAAAGAGAAGGAGCCGGCUGCUGAAGCCACGCCAUGCUUGGCUCUGCAUUUUGCCGCUGUGCUUUCUAGAUGUUGAAGGGACUCAGCCCCACCCCAAAAAUAUUGGGAAGGAGCUGGCAUCCCAGGGGGCUAGAAAUUCUUUAAAAAUAUUUAACAGCUUAAAAGCAUAGGCAUGAAGUCCCAAGAGCCGCGGCGACAAAACUACUGCAGCAGCAGCAGCAGGCACUCUCCUGGACCGACCUGCGCAAACCGCCUUGCUCUGAAGGACCCCAGCCUUGCCUCAGAGCGAGCCAGAGGGGGGGAGGAGCCUGAGGCUGAAGGCAUGGCAAAUGGUACCCACAUGUUAGUGGCUGCAAAAGUGUUAACAAGGGGAACGAGCAAACAGGAGCCAGAGCAGUGGGGAAGAGGACAGGGGUUGGUUCUGGAGGGACAUGUGCAGAGCCAGCAUAUCCAUGAAGCAAUUUAGGCAACAGGAUCCACUGGGGCAGCAGAUCCAACCACCAAGGAAUACAGUGGCAGCAACAGCUGUGGUACACUCCUUAGAGGCCAGAUCUGCUGCCACUCUUGAUGAAUAGGCGGCGUGGCUGGUCUCCUCUUACCCUUGUUGAUGAUGUAGACCUUUGUUUCUCCCUUGUUCUUGAUGUGAAUCUUCACUCACCCCUUCUUCUCUGGCUGGGGGGGGGGGCACCUCAGGUUUGCCUCAGGUGCCAAAACGCCUUGGGUCAGCCCUGGCCAUGUGCGAGAGCCAGCAAUUGAGUAGAGAGCCUGGGGGCCAAAUUCACACCCAGCCAUGCCCACCACCUUAGGCAUUGCCUCCUUUUGCCUCAGGAUGAUAGAGCUGGCCUUGAACACGUUGAUGGGGGCCGAUGACCACCAGCGCAUAGCUCUGGUGCUCAAAAGCUUGCACUGGCCGUGCAUAGAUGACCGGGCCUGCUUCAAGACACUUGCACUGAUUUACAAGGCCUCUAGCAUCCUGAGUAUAGUAUAGUAUCCCUUAUACCCCUUCCUGAUCACUAAAAUCUUUGAGGAGUCUCUGUCAUGGCUGACAUGGUUCAGAUAUACAGCUUGAAACUAACUGCAAACAAUGUAUUCAGUGUUGUGGGCCGAAACCUGGGGAACUCCCUCCCACCUGACAUUAGAGACAGAGCCCUCUUUGCUGAACUUCAGGCCCGUGGCAAUGGGCUUCUUAUUCCAGGAGUCAUUUUAAGGCAGUGUUUGGUUUUAUGAGAGCUUUUUAUUUUUAUUUUUUGGGUCCCUGUUUGGUCUCUUGCUUAGAAAUGCUGAUGAUUAAUAAAAUAAUAAAUUAAGUCUACCAACAACUUGUGUUCUCCCCAAUCUCCCCCACCCACCCUGCCUCAAACAGUACUCCUGUUCAUCCUGAUAGAACUUGAGGGAAACACCAGCACGCAUGAUGACCUCAAGCCAAAACAACGUCGCCUGAUCUUGGUCACAUAG